UCGCAUACAAACCUUCAUACAUUUAAUACGCAUAGACUACUUUAGUGUUGGUAUAUUAUUGACUGUGCAGAUUUAUGAAUUGAAAAGAGGGUAUCUUGAGUUUACAUCACCUAAAUAAUUGAGCUAAUUGCGGGUGCUCUGAUUUUUUUUACAAUAUUGACUGCGGUCAUGACGGCCGCUAAAUAAUUUAAUAAAAUGUAUCCAUUUUAAUCGCCCGAUUAUUGACAAUUUUUAAUUUCAAAAUGAUUUUAUACAUACUAGAAUAUACGUGGGCGUAUAUAUCUAGUUUAAGUUUGCAAAUGAUCAUACGUUUUAUAUUGGUGACGCUCGUUGUGGCUUUAAUUUCGAGUCACAUAGUACAGAAAGUCAACUAUUUGAGAAAGCUUCCUCCUGGACCAUGGGGUUUGCCUAUAUUGGGUUGCCUACCUUGGAUGAGCCAAGGGGCGCCACAUUCCUGGUAUCUCUCGCUGGCGGCUCGCUAUGGUGAUUUAUUCUCCUUGAAACUUGGCUCAAACCUUGUAGUUUGCAUCGGAUCUCCGAAGAUACUGCGAGAUGUUUUUAACAGACUCGACUCCACUGGCCGUCCUCAUACGCCCCUUAACAAUCUACUUGGAGGUUUUGGAAUUAUCCUCAGCGAGGGUGAACUUUGGAAGCGUCAACGACAAUUUCUUCAUGAAAAAUUCCGUGCCCUCGGAGUCAAACUAUGGACAAACCAGCGCUUCGAAAAAUUUAUAAUUGCAGAAAUAGAAGAGUUUUUGACUCAGCUGGAAUACCGAAAAGGUCAAGCUUUAGACCCCGUUCUUGUGUUCGGUAGACACAUGCACAAUAUCAUAUGCCAAUUGAUGAUGAGUUUUCGCUUCGAGGAAAAUGACCCUAACUUCGAGUUUUUUAACGAGAGAAUUUCGAGAGGAAUGAAGUUGUAUGGAUCUGUGCAUAUAGGAGAACAUUUGUCUCACUAUAUGAAAUUGCCCGGCAAAAAGGCUGUUUUGAAAGAAAUUCAAGCAAAUUUGAAUGACAUCUGCAAUUUUCACGAGCAACACCUUAAGAAGAGAGAAGAGAAAUACUUGAAUAAGAGAAUCGGACACUACGAACCCGAAGAUCUAUUGGAUUUUUACGUUGUACAAAUCCAGAAGGAGAAGGACAAUGACUUACUACCGUCAAUCUUCAAAGAUAAUUGCAAAGUGCAGCAAGUGGUCCAAGUAAUGAACGACCUGUUUUCUGCGGGCAUGGAGACAUCAAGAACUGCUAUCGUGUGGAUCCUCAUCAUUAUGCUGAAAGAACCGGAGAUUGCAGCAAAAGUGCGGUCUGAUCUAGCUGAUGUGGUGGGAGUUGGGAAUCUGGUGACCUUGGAAGACCGUUUGGCGUUACCGUACUUGGAAGCUGUCAUUUUUGAAACUCUCCGUAGAGUGUCUGUAGUACCGCUUGGAACAUCUCACGUAAACCUCAGGAAAUGGGAAAUCAACGGUUACAUGAUUCCAGCUGGCUCCAUCAUCGUACCUCUGAUUAAUAAAAUGAAUAUGGACCCGGAGCUGUUUCCUGAACCAGAAAAAUUCAUACCGGAGCGAUUCCUCAAGAAUGGAAAGGUUUUUAUACCCGAUUAUUUUAUGCCGUUUGGAGUUGGCCGUCGAGUUUGUCUUGGAGAGCAACUUGCUAGAAUGGAGCUCUUUCUGUUUUUCGCAAAUUUGAUGAACCAUUAUGAGAUUGCGAUGCCAGAAGGGGAAGCUAUUCCUGAUCUUGAGGGAACCUUCGGCACUACCCAUGCGCCACUCCCAUACAAGCUCGUGUUUAGGAAGUUGGUUACUUGAAUCAGGGUGCCGCUUAAUGCAUGAGUCUCCUCCUUUGGGCAGUUCUCGAUCUGUUGAAUGUGGUCUUUUUACUUUUUCUAUGUAGCAUAUUCUCUGGUGUUGCCUUAAUAUGAUCAUCGGAUUAUGUAAACGAAUGCUAAUGUAUAUUCAAGCCCAAAAUAUGUUUUUGCUUUCAAAUACUCAGUGAAUAAGUUACAUAUAUACAGUGAAGUUCCAAGUGACCAAUAAUUUACGUCCCAAUGAUUUAUGUAUGUUUGGCAAAUGCAUUAAGCAGCAAUUUAAAUCUUCCAUUUUUCUAUUUCCUUUUAGUUAAUUAGGAUAAGUUUUUAGAGCCAACGAGGCCUGACUUUUUUAUCAAUUUUUUGACAUUUUUUUCUUAUUUUGAUGUAUUAGAUAAUUAAUAAUUUGACAUUUUUUAAUUUUUAUUUCAUUUCUUUAGUUUUAGUUAUAGUGCCCUCUAAAGGCAUAUUUUUUAUAAUUUUCAUUGUGACUUUUUAUUUUCAAUUGAUUUAGUAUAAGCAUGACCAUCUCAAAAUAAUGAUGGUGAGUGCGUGCAUAGUUGACAAAAAUUUAAUUAAAUAUUUGCAGUGUUGUGACUUUCGAUUAAUAUUCAACAAAAUGUAUUAGUACCUAAUUCAAUGUACACCUUAUAUACUCAGUUGUUUACAAGAUUGAUUAUUUUUAAUAUCAACGCCUAAUAUCGCAAUGCCGUCCGUCACAUUCAAGACGCACUCUUAGAUAUUAAGAUUCUUAGAUAUUAAGAUUUCCGUCCGGUCAAUGUUUCGUGGUUGCAUAAAUUCCCAUAGUAUUAAAAUUGUUAUUCAGAGUAGGAUAGGAUAUUUUAAAUUGUGAAAAGUGCCAAUCGAUCUGGGUCUGAAAAAGAAUUAUUCAAGCUUCAAAUUCUCAAAUUGUGUUUGUCUCCUUUUUCAGCCAAAUAGUUUUAUCGUAAAGAUAGUUCAGAUAAAUAAUAUGUCGAGUAAAAUUAACAUUUUUAAAAAUAACAUUUGAAAGUUUGUUCGAUUGUUUGAUCUAUAAAAUGUAUUUAAGUAAAAUGCAUAUAUUCUACACUGCAGAUGUAUAUGUUUUUAUAUUA
Zerene cesonia (dogface butterfly) is the source of this 2898-nucleotide messenger RNA. Its product is annotated as cytochrome P450 18a1-like. Gene Ontology annotation, biological process: xenobiotic metabolic process. The transcript has 7 exons. The record is from RefSeq and is a predicted model, not a curated record. Gene Ontology annotation, molecular function: iron ion binding; oxidoreductase activity, acting on paired donors, with incorporation or reduction of molecular oxygen, reduced flavin or flavoprotein as one donor, and incorporation of one atom of oxygen; heme binding. Lineage: Eukaryota; Metazoa; Arthropoda; Insecta; Lepidoptera; Pieridae. Bases 243 to 1805 code for a protein of 520 amino acids. Gene Ontology annotation, cellular component: intracellular membrane-bounded organelle; cytoplasm.